This is a messenger RNA of Emiliania huxleyi CCMP1516, 894 nucleotides long. RefSeq lists its product as hypothetical. Gene Ontology annotation, biological process: L-glutamate transmembrane transport. The record is from RefSeq and is a predicted model, not a curated record. The transcript is spliced from 2 exons. Gene Ontology annotation, molecular function: L-glutamate transmembrane transporter activity; glutamate:sodium symporter activity; neutral L-amino acid transmembrane transporter activity. Bases 1 to 894 code for a protein of 297 amino acids. Lineage: Eukaryota; Haptophyta; Isochrysidales; Noelaerhabdaceae. Gene Ontology annotation, cellular component: plasma membrane.
AUGAUCAACUGGAUCCUCACCAUCACUCCCAUCGCCGUCUUCUCCCUCGUUGCCAAUGCCGUCGGGAAGCAAGAUGAUCCAGCUACUGCAUUUGCGAACGUCGGCUUCCUCCUCGCCGCCACCGCGACGGGCUUUGCCAUCCAUUUUCUGCUCGUCUACUGCUUGCUCAUUCUCGUGGUGACCAAGUCCAACCCCUUCUCGUACUACAAGCACCUCGUUCCCGCGCAGCUGAUGGCGUUCGCUUCGGUCAGUCCGGCCAUCGGCCCGAGUGUCGGCCAUCAAGUCAUCGACCGCGCCGCUGCCCUCUUUCCGCCGCAGGCCAGUUCGGCUGCCACGAUCCCGGUGACCCUCAAGAGCGCCAUCGCGUCGGGCCAGGUGGCGCCAUUCAUUGGUGGCUUCGUCAUCCCGCUCGGAGCUACGCUGAACAUGGACGGUGGAGGGAUCUACUUUCCGCUGGCGACCAUCUUCCUCGCCGUCACCUCCGGCUUGGAGGACCAGAUCACCGUCGCCUCCUACGUCAUGCUCGUCAUCAUCGCGACCAUUGGCUCCGCCGGGACCGCACCCGCCAGCCUGGUCCUGAUCAUCACGGCGUACAAUACAAUCUUCAACACAACGGGCACGCCGGAGACCUUCUCCUUCAUCCUCGCCAUCGACUGGCUGCUCGACAGAGGCCGCACGAUCCUCAACAUCACGGGCGACGCCACGGUGGCGCGAAUCGUAUCGCACCUCAUGGCAUCGGAGGAGGACGCGGACGACGACAGCGCCGAGGCCGAGGUGAAGCGAACCUCCGCGGCGCGGUUCAGCAGGCUGACGAACCCGGAGGGGGCGUCGAUGCGCAAGAGUAAGUCCCGCGGGGGGCAGGGCGGCCCCUCGAGUGGUGGGGAGAUGCUUUGA